Sapajus apella (tufted capuchin) is the source of this 3261-nucleotide messenger RNA. It is a transcript of the gene ZBTB7A, whose product is annotated as zinc finger and BTB domain containing 7A. The transcript has 3 exons. Gene Ontology annotation, molecular function: RNA polymerase II cis-regulatory region sequence-specific DNA binding; protein binding; DNA-binding transcription factor activity, RNA polymerase II-specific. The record is from RefSeq and is a predicted model, not a curated record. Gene Ontology annotation, biological process: regulation of transcription by RNA polymerase II. Bases 561 to 2315 code for a protein of 584 amino acids. NCBI's taxonomy places the organism in Eukaryota, Metazoa, Chordata, Mammalia, Primates, Cebidae.
GGGCCCGCUCCCCCCGCGCCCCGGGGAGCUCUGGGGCCAGAUAAGCUGGCAAGCUGGCACGGCGCCGCGCGGCGGGGCGGAGAGGUCAGAGGCGGGGGGGCGCGCCGGGGCGGGCCGGACCCCCCCCCACUUGACAAAACCUAAUAACAGCCCGGUCUCCCCUGCGCAGCGGGCGAAGCCCCACGGGAGGGCAGAGACGUGGCAAGAGGGGACCUGCCGAGCCUGUUCUGGCCUCCGAGGCCGGGCUGGGGGGGGCGGGCUGGGCGUGGGGGGGCCGGCGGCUGCGGCACCUUUAAGACAAGGGAGGACCCCUCUUGCCCUCGGAGAAACCAGGAAGGGAGUCGCGAGCAUCAUACGGGGCUUUGGCUGUACUGUACAGUUACUGUAGGGGCAGUGACGCCGCCGCCGCCGCGCGAGGAAGCGACCAGGGCAGCGCGACGCGGGCAGAGCGAGCGCCGCGGACCCCGGAGGCGAGCGGCCGAGGGAGCCCAGUCCCAACUCCCGGCCCCGGCCCCGCGCGCCCCGGCCCGGCCCGGCCCCGCGAGGUCUCGGCGCGGAAGAUGGCCGGCGGCGUGGACGGCCCCAUCGGGAUCCCGUUCCCCGACCACAGCAGCGACAUCCUGAGUGGGCUCAACGAGCAGCGGACGCAGGGCCUGCUGUGCGACGUGGUGAUCCUGGUGGAGGGCCGCGAAUUCCCCACGCACCGCUCAGUGCUGGCCGCCUGCAGCCAGUACUUCAAGAAGCUGUUCACGUCGGGCGCCGUGGUGGACCAGCAGAACGUGUACGAGAUCGACUUCGUCAGCGCCGAGGCGCUCACCGCGCUCAUGGACUUCGCCUACACGGCCACGCUCACCGUCAGCACGGCCAACGUGGGUGACAUCCUCAGCGCCGCCCGCCUGCUGGAGAUCCCCGCCGUGAGCCACGUGUGCGCCGACCUCCUGGACCGGCAGAUCCUGGCGGCCGACGCGGGCGCCGACGCCGGGCAGCUGGACCUUGUAGAUCAAAUUGAUCAGCGCAACCUCCUCCGUGCCAAGGAGUACCUCGAGUUCUUCCAGAGCAACCCCAUGAACAGCCUGCCCCCCGCCGCCGCCGCCGCCGCCGCCAGCUUCCCGUGGUCUGCCUUUGGGGCGUCUGACGAUGACCUGGAUGCCACCAAGGAGGCCGUGGCCGCUGCUGUGGCCGCGGUGGCCGCAGGCGACUGCAACGGGCUAGACUUCUAUGGGCCGGGCCCCCCUGCCGAGCGGCCCCCGACGGCGGACGGGGACGAGGCAGACAGCAACCCGGGUCUGUGGCCGGAGCGGGAUGAGGAUGCCCCCACCGGGGGUCUCUUUCCGCCACCCGCGGCCCCGCCCUCUGCCACGCAGAAUGGCCACUACGGCCGGGGCGGAGAGGAGGAGGCCGCCUCGCUGUCGGAGGCGGCCCCCGAGCCGGGCGACUCCCCGGGCUUCCUGUCGGGAGCGGCCGAGGGCGAGGACGGGGACGGGCCCGACGUAGACGGGCUGGCGGCCAGCACGCUGCUGCAGCAGAUGAUGUCGUCGGUGGGCCGGGCGGGGACCGCGGCGGGGGACAGCGACGAGGAGUCGCGGGCCGACGACAAGGGUGUCAUGGACUACUACCUGAAGUACUUCAGCGGCGCCCACGACGGCGACGUCUACCCAGCCUGGUCGCAGAAGGUGGAGAAGAAGAUCCGAGCCAAGGCCUUCCAGAAGUGCCCCAUCUGCGAGAAGGUCAUCCAGGGCGCCGGCAAGCUGCCGCGACACAUCCGCACCCACACGGGCGAGAAGCCCUACGAGUGCAACAUCUGCAAGGUCCGCUUCACCAGGCAGGACAAGCUGAAGGUGCAUAUGCGGAAGCACACGGGCGAGAAGCCCUACCUGUGCCAGCAGUGCGGCGCCGCCUUCGCGCACAACUACGACCUGAAGAACCACAUGCGCGUGCACACGGGCCUGCGCCCCUACCAGUGCGACAGCUGCUGCAAGACCUUCGUCCGCUCCGACCACCUGCACAGACACCUCAAGAAAGACGGCUGCAACGGCGUCCCCUCGCGCCGCGGCCGCAAGCCCCGCGUCCGGGGCGGGGGGCCCGACCCCAGCCCGGGGGCCACCGCCACCCCCGGCGCCCCCGCCCAGCCCGGCUCCCCCGACGCCCGGCGCAACGGCCAGGAGAAGCACUUUAAGGACGAGGACGAGGACGAGGACGUGGCCAGCCCCGACGGCUCGGGCCGGUUGAAUGUAGCGGGCGCCGGCGGAGGAGGUGACAGCGGCGGUGGGCCCGGGGCGGCCCCCGACGGUAACUUCACAGCCGGACUCGUCUAAAAACCAAAAAGAGAAAACCGAAACCCGAGAGAGAGAGAGACAGAGAGAGAGAGAAAAAAUCACCCACCACCCCCCCAAAAACACAAAAAAAGAAAAUCUAUCUAUAUACAGAUAUCUAUAUCUAUAUAUAUAUACAGAUAUAUAUAUAUGACGCGUCACAGAAUCUAGGGUAGCGCUUUCUCAGAUUUCCCUCUUUUCUGACGUUUUUCCUCCCUCGACAGGGGCCCCGGCCCUCCCUGGCUCCCCUUCCCCCCCCACCCCCACCCCAUCGCUGGGUUUCGGGGCUUGGUUUGGGGUUUUUUUUGUGGGACACAAGGAAUCCGAGACCCCACACAGCCCCCUGGGCACCCGGCAUGGGGCCCGGGCCGAUCUGAGGCCCUGGGUCGGGGUGAGGGUGGAUGGGGGGAGCUUGGGGGAGGAUGGGGUGGGCUUUUAAUUUCCUCCCCUCGCUGGUUUCUAUGAGUCUUUCAGACAAGACCUUAAAUGAUUUCUGUCUGCUCUGAGCAGACGUUAAAAUGGGCCCCCGCCCCCGCCCCGCACCCUCCUUCCUCAGGGCACUUACUAAGGGAGGGGUCUCCCUCUCCAUCUCCCCAAUGGCCUCCCCACCUCCAACCCUGCCUGCGGCCCCCCUCCCCCACCCCCUGCAUCUCCUGGCCACGAGACACAAACCUAUUUAUUUCCAGGCCUGGAGAAAGGAGAUCGGACUGGGGUUCCCAGGGGGGCACCAGGAUGGCUCCCGGGGGGGCCUCCCGCCGCCUCCCUUCACGGCACUUACAGCUGGCGGGACCCCCAGGGACCACCCCUCAGGGCGCCCCCCCACCCCCGUCCGGUCCACCUAGACCCCCAAGUUUGGAGAUUCAAAACUUCUGUCUUGGCCCUCUCCCCUGAGCCCCUCUCCCAGGUUUUUAAAGCACUUUUUAGAUUUUUUUUUUUUUCUUUCCUCCUU